GUCGAGACACCGAACGAGAGACCAAGCUCGUGCGAGAUAUCUCGAAGUGCAACGAUCUCGAAUCGGGGGUCUACGGCGCGGAGCGUGACUGCGCUGUGUGUUUGUUUCCUUCUCGUCGCCCGAAAGGCAUCACGUACAGUCAUGACGCAAGAGGGACAGUUUCCGCCCCCACCUGUUAUGUGGGCUCAGAGGAAGGACAUUUUAUAUGUUACAAUUUGCUUAGAAGACUGCAAGAAUCCCAUUCUUGAAAUAGAACCGGAGAAGAUAUAUUUCAAAGGAGAGGGCGGCACAGACAAAAAAAUGCAUGAACUCACAAUUAAUCUAUACAAAGAAAUUGACCCAAGCAAAACUAUAAAAACUAUGAAAGGCAGAACUUUUGAAUUAGUACUUGUUAAAAAAGAGGAGGGACCAUAUUGGCCACGGCUAAUUAAAGACAAAUCAAAGGCUCAUUGGUUAAAGAGCGAUUUUAACAAAUGGAAGGAUGAAGAUGAUACUGAUGAUGAGAGUAGCCCACCGGAUUUAGAAGAGAUGAUGCGACAGAUGGGUGGUCUAAGUGGUUCCGGCGACAGUAAACCAAAUUUUGAUGACUUAGACGAAUUAGGAGACAAUGAAGCAGAUAGCGAUGAUGAAGAACUUCCUGAUUUAUAUGAUUAAAAUAAUGAGUAACCGUGCGCGUCGAUCAAUUAACUAAUUCCGUAUUAAAAAUACAAAUGGCAACCUAAGAAUAGAACACACCUGCAAUGUUUCGAUGGGUUUUGCUAUUUGUAUUAAUUGCAAAUUUGCUAAACAGGAUCUUGUUGCAAGUAGCAAACUGGAUGCGCAAAAUGAAUUUGAAAAAAAAAAAA
This is a messenger RNA of Pseudomyrmex gracilis, 845 nucleotides long. It is a transcript of the gene p23, whose product is annotated as prostaglandin E synthase 3. Gene Ontology annotation, cellular component: nucleus; cytosol. The record is from RefSeq and is a predicted model, not a curated record. Bases 142 to 654 code for a protein of 170 amino acids. The transcript has 3 exons. Gene Ontology annotation, molecular function: protein-folding chaperone binding; Hsp90 protein binding. Gene Ontology annotation, biological process: chaperone-mediated protein complex assembly; protein folding. Lineage: Eukaryota; Metazoa; Arthropoda; Insecta; Hymenoptera; Formicidae.